UCGGAGUCAAAUAUGAGAGCGGGUUCGGGUCGGUUCAAAAAAACCGCAGAAACUACAGCGACCAUCUUCGUACACGGAGCGCGAAUCUCUGCUUUCAAUCUCUAGUAUUAUUCUCUCACCAUCUCGUGCUCUGCAGGAAUGGAAUGAUUCCAUCAUCGAAUCCAUGAUUCAAACAUCAAGAAUUCUUCUAUUUCUAUUAUGGUUUCUCGCUUCCCAAACACCUCCAUUGAAUGGGGAAUCGUCGACGUGUUUGAUGGUGUACAAAGAGGGCGGUGCUCCGGCGGUUUUCCAAUCCCCGAAAUGCCCGAGCUGGAGGCUCUCCAACGAUGCUUCGCGACCACGGACAGUCACUUGUCAAUCCGCGAUGAGCCAGGGUCGAAGAAAGUCGCAGGAGGACCGGACCUUCUGCGCUCUGGAUGUUCGGAUUCCUUUUCCCCGGUCAACUGGGCUUGCGGAGGUUAUGGUUGGAAUUGUGGCAGUAUUUGAUGGUCAUAAUGGUGCUGAAGCUAGUGAGAUGGCUUCGAAGCUGUUAUUUGAGUAUUUCAUUUUGCACACUUAUUUUCUUCUUGAUGCAACAUAUUCUGUUGUAUUAAAGAAAUCCACAGGAAGGCUGCCUGAUAAAGAGAAACAGGAUAUUGUGUUUCAAGUGCUGCAUUGGGAUGAUGAACUUGGUCGGCAUCAGUCAGAUCUUGAAAGGUUUAAGUUUACAAUUCCAGCAAAAUUUGAUGGUAAUUUUCACUUGGAAAUUUUGAAGGAAUCAUUGUUGAGGGCAAUCCAUGACAUUGACAAAACGUUUUCCAAGGAAGCAUCUAGAAACAAUCUUGAUUCGGGUUCUACGGCAACAGUUAUACUAAUAGCUGAUGGUCAAAUUUUAGUUGCAAAUGUUGGAGACUCAAAGGCUCUUUUGUGCUCUGAAAAAUUUCAGUCUCCUGCAGAGGCUAAAGUCACUCUAUCAAGGUUAUACAGGCAGAGAAGACGUAGUGGUGCUAUUUCACCCUUAAAAGACUACGAGAGCUCUAAAUUUUUGUCAUCAAAUGGGCUGGCGCACUUUUCUGUGAAGGAACUGACAAGAGACCAUCAUCCAGAUAGAGAUGAUGAAAAGUCCCGAGUGGAAAGUGCUGGUGGUUAUGUUUAUGAAUGGGGAGGGGUUGCUCGUGUCAAUGGUCAGCUGGCUGUUUCUCGAGCUAUUGGUGAUCUGUCCUUUAAAAGCUAUGGUGUUAUACCUACACCUGAAGUGACAGAUUGGCAACCUCUGACCACCAAUGAUAGCUAUCUGGUUGCUGCAUCUGAUGGCAUAUUUGAAAAGCUAAGCUCACAGGAGGUUUGCGAUUUAUUAUGGGAAGUACAUGUUCAUCCAAAUAUGAGAUCAGGAUUCUCUUCUUCAUGCUCAUAUUCAUUAGCUGAGUGCAUAGUGAACACUGCAUUUGAAAAGGGCAGUAUGGACAACAUGGCUACUGUUGUGGUUCCAUUGAGAUCAACCGGAAUUUCUCAAGCCCUGCUGGAGGAAAGGUGUGAUGGAGCAGGAGACAUUGAUUGCUCAGAUUUAGGACCACAACACUUCAUAUACAAACAAUCUGCUAAUGUUUUCACUUCCAAACUUGUGCAAUUGGAGCAUGCUCAUCCAGUUAUGGCCAGGUUUGACAGGUUAUUGGUUGAAGGAAAACAUGGCAGCUUUUGGUGUUUUUAUUUAUCUGAGAACCUAAAUGAGAACAGGGAUUACAUUCUGCGGGCUCAAAAGGAUGAUGAGGAGGGUGAUAUGUUUAACCUACCACAGGCUCUCCCUGAGGCCCUUGGUCACCACUGUGGUGGACCUCUAAAUUUGUAUAAUGGCCAGAAUUUAUGUUUGCACUUUGGCAUGACUACUGAUGGCUUUAAAGAUCAAUGCAUAAAUCCUGAAGGCUUUGCUAGUUUCCUUGGUCUGCUCGAAUCAAUUCCUUUCCACAAUUCUGAUUCAAAUUAUGGAUCUUUUGAGUAUGCAAUGCCUGACUCGAGGUAUGUACUAAAGAAAAGGUUUGGUCGUGGUUCCUAUGGUGAAGUAUGGCUUGCUUUUCCUUGGAACUGUUCUCAAGGUGCUGAUGCUUCAAAUGAGAGUGAGAAAAAGAAAGUUUUCUCAUUCAAUACAAUGCAUCUUGAUUCAUAUAACGGAAAUUCCCAAACUAACUCAUCUACUCACAAUUGUCAUGCUGGUCCUUCUGAUGACAAUUUGUUCAUUUUGAAGCGUAUAAUGGUAGAGAGAGGGACUGCUGUUUACUUAAGUGGUCUCCGGGAGAAGUAUUUUGGUGAAAUUUUCUUAAAUGCCUCAACAUGCCUUGGAGGUUCCUUAUCAGCUGAAGUAUCAAGCCCUUUCUUUAGUGAAUCGAAUUCGAAUUUGUAUGACCUAAUAGAGAUGAACAAAUCAGUCAUCCAUGAGAUAGGAUCCACCUCAAAUCUUGAAGAUAUAUUCCUGAACAAAUUUAGAACAAGGAGGGUUGUCUAUGAAGAAGGUCUAGACCAUAUUGCAAGAUACAUAGAGUCUUUUGAAUCUCAAUCAAAUGAAAUAUGGCUUGUAUUUCGUCAUGAAGGUGUGUCCUUGUCAAAGCUUAUGUAUACCGUAGAAGAAGUAGAAAAUAAUGUUGAUGAAGGAAGGGAUGAAAAGGUGAACCACAUUCAGGUAUUGCAUCCAUCAAAAUGGUGGCGUUGGUUGAAGACAACAGAAGCAGGACAAGAGGAAAUGCGCAAUCUUAUACGGCAGUUGUUGAUGGCGCUCAAGUCAUGUCAUGAUCGCAACAUUACCCAUAGGGAUAUUAAACCUGAGAACAUGGUGAUAUGCUUUGAAGAUCGGGACACUAGGAGAUGCAUGAAAGGAACUCCAAGUGAAGAUAAGAAAUAUACCACCAAAAUGCGCAUCAUAGAUUUUGGCAGUGCAAUUGAUGAGUUCACAUUGAAACAUUUGUAUGCUUCAGUUGGACCUUCCAGGGCUGAACAAACUUAUGAAUACGCUCCUCCAGAGGCUUUUCUGAAUGCCAGUUGGUACAAGGGGUUAACAAGCACAACACUGAAGUAUGAUACAUGGAGUGUGGGUGUUGUGUUCUUAGAGUUGAUCUUAGGAUCACCAAAUGUUUUUCAGAUAAAUGCUUUGACACGUGCUCUUUUAGAUCAGCAUCUUAAGGGUUGGAAUGAAGAAUUAAAGGAACUUGCAUAUAAACUAAGAUCAUUCAUGGAAAUGUGCAUCUUAAUCCCUGGGAGUUCCUCAAAACACCUUCAUCUUGGGUUAACAAAGGGUCGAGGUGGAGUUUCACCUGCAUCGUGGAAAUGCUCAGAAGAGUUUUUUUCCCAUCAAAUAAAGAGUAGAGAUCCUCUGAAAUUAGGGUUUCCAAAUGUGUGGGCACUGCGGUUAGUGCGUCAACUAUUGCUCUGGGAUCCAGAUGAACGGUUGAGUGUUGAUGAUGCAUUGCAGCAUCCUUAUUUUCAACACCCUCCCAAAAGAUAAUGAGAAGAAUACACAUCUAUCCAACUCUGCACUUGUUGAGUUUUUUGUGCACAAAAGAGCAUCACUAGUUCCCAAAACCUCUGGACUUCAAAGUGCAUGCUUACAGAGACCAGUAUUGAACUGGAAGAGUAGCAGCUAUUUACCGAUAUUAAAACAGAUCCUAGCUCUUCCCCAUUCAGGGAGUCUCCCCUGGCUUCCACGGAAGUACUGGACUCACCCGUUGAAUGGGGUCUCACUUUCUGCACCCACUCUGCAGAAAAUCAUGUUUUUCAUGCUGCAAACCAGAUAAAUGUAUCAAGUGGCAUAAUGGUGGCAAUCCAGUGAUGGAGCAGUGGCGUAGAUUCUGUUUCAGUGACAAAUUGUGGUCACAAACAAUUGAAUACAGGCUUGUGUUCCGGAAGCUGUUCUCAAUUUGUAUGUUUUGUGCUCAGCAGUCCACUCCAUUUGUAUAUCGAUUUUCUAUGUUGUCACUCGGUACAUUAGAUGAUACCUGAGCAAUGUUUCAUUAAGGUGCAGUGCAGUGCCGUGCCAGUAAAUAAAGCAAAGAAAAAAUCUUAAAGUGCUUCUA
Messenger RNA from Vitis riparia (riverbank grape), 4037 nucleotides. RefSeq names its product probable protein phosphatase 2C 51. Gene Ontology annotation, cellular component: nucleus; cytosol. The record is from RefSeq and is a predicted model, not a curated record. Gene Ontology annotation, molecular function: protein kinase activity; protein serine/threonine phosphatase activity; ATP binding. NCBI's taxonomy places the organism in Eukaryota, Viridiplantae, Streptophyta, Magnoliopsida, Vitales, Vitaceae. Gene Ontology annotation, biological process: protein phosphorylation; protein dephosphorylation. The coding region runs from base 164 to 3469 and encodes 1101 amino acids. The transcript has 21 exons.